AUGAUAACUCUCAGAGGAGUGAUACUUGUUAUGUUGAGAAGUGCCUUCAUUGUUGCAUUCCUCAGCAUUCCUAACCCCAUUGUGGCUUUCACGGGCUUCAAGAAUUGGUCCAGAAGGGCAAUAUACCAUAAAAUCGACCUUUGCACUCAAGCUUGCUACAGUCAGAUAAUUCCUGGCCUCUACCUCAGCAAUGCAAGAGCAGCCGCCGACAAAAAUGUUCUCAGACGCCUCAAUAUCACCCACGUGCUCACGAUUGAAGCACAUCGCCUUCCAAAAUCCACUUUUACAGAUACCGACAUCAGCACACUCUUCAUUAGGGCCUACGACACUCCUCAAACCCAUCUCCUGCCCUACUUCCCUAUGGCCAACGCUUUCAUCGAUGAAGGACUGCAGAAGGGAAACGUGUUGGUGCACUGCCAUUUCGGAGUAUCCCGGUCCGCCACGCUCGUCAUCGCCUAUAUCAUGGAGAAGUACAAGCUGACGUUUGAGCAGGCAUUCGUGUAUGUAAGACAAAGGCGGAGGUUUAUAAACCCAAACCCGGGGUUUGUCAGCCAGUUGCGGGAGUACCAGAGACUGAAUUACGACGUGAAUGGAUUCUACAGGUUCGAAGCGUAUAUGAACGUGAAUGCCCGAAAGCAUAAAUAUAAGAUAGCUUCCCUUGCCGCCGUCGUCGUGGGCAUCCUCGUACCUCUUGCUGUGUUAGUCGGUUAA
This is a messenger RNA of Spodoptera littoralis (African cotton leafworm), 711 nucleotides long. The record is from the annotation of a GenBank genome assembly. Lineage: Eukaryota; Metazoa; Arthropoda; Insecta; Lepidoptera; Noctuidae.